AAUUCCAAUUUCCAUGCAAUAUUUCCCUCGCAAACUUCUCGGGUCCCCUGUGGAACUGAAUCCACAUGCCCGGCCCAUAUUGCAACCAAGAAGCUCCGGGAUUCACCGGAAGCUUGGCACGCUUGAAGGAAGCUUCGGCUUUCUCGUCAUCGACUGCCCGCCGCUUCAGUGGGGGCUUCUCCAUUUCCUUGCUUCAAUUUCAAAUUUCAAAUCUUCCUUUAUCUUCGAAGCGAGUCCAGAAUGCAUGUAAAUGACGAUGUCCGCUUCAUUUCGUCGUCCGUUAAAAUCCCCCAUCCUCCCAAAACCCCAACCCUUUGUUUCGAAAGCAUACGUUCUCAAAUCCUUCACACUGGAAACCCAAUAGCCCGACUCGUUGAUUCUAUCAGAAGUCGUUCAAAACUUGAUAACUUUAACCCGAAAAGUCCUCCAUUGUUGUCUCGGAAGGCGAAAUGGACUAGUUCAGCCCCGAGUGUUUCGGACGAAAGGGUUAAAUCGUCUUUUUUCUGCUCAGCAUCGUUGUCCUCGAGUGGGUCUGGGACUGGUGACAAGGGAGCAUUGAAAGGAACGUCACCUAUUCUCUGCUCAGCUUCCUUGUCAUUGGCGGAGUCGAGCCAAUCGGGGCCAGAAGGGAAGGAGACACCACAGAAGGGGCACGCUUCAAGUCGACAGAACGAAGAGAGGGUGCUGAUCAGUGAGGUGCUUGUUAGAAACAAGGAUGGAGAGGAGCUCGAGAGAAAGGACCUUGAGAUGGAGGCACUUCAGGCCCUCAAAGCUUGCCGACCCAACUCUGCUCUUACUGUGCGCGAGGUCCAAGAGGAUGUGCAUCGCAUCAUUAAUAGUGGGUAUUUCUGCUCGUGCAUGCCAGUUGCGGUUGAUACCCGUGAUGGCAUCAGAUUGGUAUUUCAGGUAGAAGCAAAUCAAGAGUUCCAAGGUUUGGUAUGUGAAGGAGCUAAUGUUCUUCCAGCAAAGUUUCUAGAGGAUUCAUUUCGGGAUGGAUAUGGGAAAGUUAUCAAUCUAAGGCGACUGGAUGAAGCAAUAUCAUCCAUCAAUGGCUGGUAUAUGGAGCGUGGUCUUUUUGCUAUGGUUUCAGCUGUUGAGACUCUCUCAGGGGGUAUUCUGAGAUUGCAAGUUUCAGAAGCUGAGGUCAAUAACAUCUCUAUACGGUUUCUAGAUAGGAAGACAGGUGAGCCUACUUUAGGGAAGACAAAGCCAGAAACAAUACUCAGGCAAAUUACAACCAAGAAGGGGCAGGUCUACAGUAUGAUUCAGGGAAAAAGAGAUGUAGACACUGUGUUAACUAUGGGAAUCAUGGAAGAUGUUAGCAUUAUUCCUCAGCCAGCAGAUACAGGGAAGGUUGAUUUGGUGAUGAAUGUGGUGGAGCGUCCUAGUGGAGGAUUUUCAGCAGGUGGUGGAAUAUCGAGUGGGAUUACCAGUGGUCCUCUGUCUGGACUUAUUGGAAGCUUUGCCUAUUCUCAUAGGAAUGUUUUUGGACGCAACCAGAAACUCAAUAUAUCCUUGGAGAGGGGUCAGAUUGACUCAAUAUUUCGGAUAAACUUCACAGACCCUUGGAUUCAAGGAGAUGACAAACGAACAUCUAGGACAAUAAUGAUUCAGAACUCAAGAACCCCUGGAACAGUUGUUCAUGGUAACCAGCCUGAUAAUAGUAGCCUGACCAUUGGUCGUGUCACAGCUGGUAUAGAGUUCAGUCGACCUGUCAGGCCAAAGUGGAGUGGAACUGCAGGGCUUAUUUUUCAGCAUGCCGGGGUUCGUGACGACAAAGGGACUCCUAUCAUCAAGGAUGGUUACAGUAGUCCUCUCACUGCAGGUGGAAAUACCCAUGAUGACAUGUUGCUUGCUAAAUUUGAGACUGUUUACACUGGUUCUGGCGAUCAUGGGUCUUCUAUGCUUGUCUUCAAUAUGGAACAGGGACUUCCUCUUUUGCCUGAGUGGUUGUCCUUCAAUAGGACGAAUGUGCGUGCUAGGACGAGCAUUGAGAUAGGUCCUACUCGCUUUCUUUUAAGCCUCUCUGGUGGUCAUGUGGUGGGAAAUUUCUCUCCCUUUGAAGCAUUCCCUAUUGGCGGAACAAAUAGUGUGAGAGGCUACGAAGAAGGUGCUGUGGGCUCUGGUCGAUCAUAUAUUGUUGGCUCUGGAGAAGUUUCUUUCCCGAUGUUGAGGCCAGUAGAAGGAGUUUUAUUUUCCGACUAUGGAACAGAUCUUGGAUCAGGCUCAACUGUUCCUGGUGACCCUGCUGGAGCAAGGCUGAAACCUGGGAGCGGAUGCGGAUAUGGGUUUGGGAUCCGUGUGGAUUCUCCAUUGGGUCCUUUGCGUCUUGAGUAUGCCUUUAAUGGUAAUCGUGAAAGGAGAUUUCACUUCGGAGUCGGUCAUAGAAACUAAACGUUUAGCCUGCCGCCCGGAGCCCACUUUGUUCUUCCCCGUGUCCUCACGAAAGCUUGCUUUGUCAUCCUUGUGAAAUAGCGUAUGGCCUUUUUGUUUUCCCAAUAUUAAUUAGCUGUCCUGAUGGCUUCUUUUAACGGUUAGAUUGCUAAUGCCUCGCAUGAAAUGGCUUGCUUCCAUUUUGAUUCCAAGGAGGGAGGUUGGUUCACUGUUGGGGACACAGCGCCUUGGUGAGCAUGCCAAGGCUGGGGCAUGUCUCUUCCCAGUUUAGAAUAGGGACUCUUUGACUUCUUCCCCUCGUCCUCUGCUGUACAUAUGCUGUUGGAAUUUUGGAGACAAUAUCGUAUAUUCAAUAUUCUUGUAAUCCAUAUUUUCAACAUUCACAUGUCAUUGGUGGUUUUGAACUGCUGUGCCAUUGACAAAGAUCUCGUGUGUCAAGUUCUGACUUGCACGUAUUCUCCCA
Neltuma alba is the source of this 2857-nucleotide messenger RNA. Its product is annotated as outer envelope protein 80, chloroplastic. Gene Ontology annotation, cellular component: outer membrane. The record is from RefSeq and is a predicted model, not a curated record. The transcript is spliced from 16 exons. NCBI's taxonomy places the organism in Eukaryota, Viridiplantae, Streptophyta, Magnoliopsida, Fabales, Fabaceae. The coding region runs from base 241 to 2394 and encodes 717 amino acids. Gene Ontology annotation, biological process: embryo development ending in seed dormancy; chloroplast organization.